This is a messenger RNA of Carica papaya (papaya), 1204 nucleotides long. Its product is annotated as ER membrane protein complex subunit-like protein (Protein of unknown function DUF106, transmembrane). Gene Ontology annotation, cellular component: membrane; EMC complex. Gene Ontology annotation, biological process: protein folding in endoplasmic reticulum. Lineage: Eukaryota; Viridiplantae; Streptophyta; Magnoliopsida; Brassicales; Caricaceae. The record is from RefSeq and is a predicted model, not a curated record.
GACACAUGCAUCCCUCCAUCUUCCCCUGAACAAAUUUUUUUUUUUCCUUGUAAACGAUCCCUCGAUCGAUCGAGGAGGAGUCGAACUUCAAAUCACUCUGUUAUCGUUGUUAUCUUUUAAAGGUAUCGGAACAGAGCAGCAAUGGCGGAGGAUCUGGUGCUAGACACGGCAAUCAGGGACUGGGUACUGAUUCCGUUGUCGGUGGUGAUGGUACUCAUCGGAGUCCUCCGGCACUUCGUCUCCAAGCUCAUGCGUUCUUCUCAGCCCCCCGAUGCGAAGAUCGUCAAGGAAGGGCAGGUUGUAGUUAGGGCGAGGAAUUUGAGGUCUGGUGCUAAUUUAAUUCCUCCGAAGUCGUUCCGCGCUCGCAGGUUGUACUUCAGCAACGAGGAAAAUGGUUUGUUAUUUGUUCCAAAGAACCAGGCUCAAAAUGCCCAAGCACAAAUGUUCUCUGAUCCUAACAUGGCUAUGGAUAUGAUGAAGAAAAACCUUUCAAUGAUUAUACCUCAGACUCUUACUUUUGCAUGGGUCAACUUUUUCUUCUCUGGAUUUGUUGCAGCCAAAAUACCAUUUCCAUUGACUCAAAGGUUCAGGUCAAUGUUGCAGAAUGGAAUUGACUUGAGCACAGUUGAUGUUAGCUAUGUUAGCAGUCGCUCUUGGUAUUUCCUGAACUUGUUUGGAUUACGGGGAUUAUUUAGUCUUAUUUUGGGAGAAGAAAACGCUACUGAUGAUACACAACGUAUGAUGCAAAUGAGUGGGUUUGGCUUCGAUCCUUCAAAGAACUUGGGUGCUGAGAAGGACAGUCUCGACAUAGUUCAGCAUGAGUGGGCCCUGCCAAAGUUUGAGCAACGUGCUGAAGCAGUGUUAAGAAAACUUGUCAGCUGAACAGGAGAGCUGUUGAAUCUGGUACUCGUGCAUCCAUCCAUCUUUGGUGGAACCUUAGAAUUUCAAGGUGGUAAAAAACUGAAUCAAAGUGGCUAGAAAAAUCUCGAGUGUAGUUUUCUUUUUCCAGUAACUCGUAGCGUAUCGCACUUGUUGAGGAGUCUUUUUGACACUGCCGUGUCCAAAUAACUUUCAGGAAAUUGCUCCUCUUUUAUUGUUGUAGGUUUCUAACUUUUGAAAUUUCAGGAUGAAACCAAAUCAUCUAAAAACUUGUUGAUGUGAUUCAGAAUUAUGAUAUUACUAGCGAUGUGGAAAUGAUUAUUCU